AUGCCGCGUUCGCCACCACCUCGUCGAGAUGACUCUCGGGACAGGAGUCAUCAUCGGCAGCAAAAUGAUAACCGCCAAGGACGGGAACACCGCAAAGAUGAGAGGAAACGAAAUUCUCGGAGCCGCGAUCGAACUCGCAGAAGACCAUCGAGCUCGGAUGGACAGAGGCAACGAAAAUAUAAUGAUCGUAGAUCGCGGUCGCCUCAGACGCGGCGCUCACCAGAGAGACUGGCACGUGCGAGAGGCUCUCUGCCAUCCCAAGCCGACGCAUUCCAUACUACCAAAGACGGUGCGCCCACUCCAACAAUUGAAAAGCAGAAGCCAAACUUUCGGCCAUCUGGGCUUUUGGCUGCAGCCUCAAACACAAUUUCAACAUCCGCCGGUGCAAUUGUUUUGAAAUACCAUGAACCACCAGAGGCUCGAAAACCGCCUUCUAACCAACCUUGGCGCCUCUACAUCUUCAAAGGCGAAUCGAUUGUCGACACGCUGGAUUUGUACACCCAAUCUUGCUGGCUCUUCGGAAGGGAAACUUCUGUCUGCGACUUCGCACUUGAACAUCCCAGCUGCUCCAAACAGCAUGCCGUUAUUCAAUUCCGUUAUGUGGAAAGGAGGAAUGAGUUUGGCGAUAAGAUUGGGAAAGUGAAGCCAUAUGUGAUCGAUCUGGAGAGCGCUAAUGGCACGACGGUCAACGAUGAAGCUGUGCCACAGGGAAGGUUCGUCGAGUUGCGGGACAAAGAUAUUAUCAAGUUCGGCCAUUCAACCAGAGAAUAUGUCAUGCAGAUGCCUUCCGGAUGA
Molecule: messenger RNA, 795 nt
Organism: Fonsecaea pedrosoi CBS 271.37
Lineage: Eukaryota; Fungi; Ascomycota; Eurotiomycetes; Chaetothyriales; Herpotrichiellaceae
Exons: 1
Coding region: 1-795 (264 amino acids)
Biological process (GO): mRNA splicing, via spliceosome; maintenance of RNA location
Cellular component (GO): nucleus
Molecular function (GO): mRNA binding; protein binding
Source: RefSeq, a predicted model, not a curated record